AUGGCAGCUUCAUCUUCUGCUGGAAAUGGUAAUGGCUAUCCAAAACGCACUCGUCGCAGCGAGCCUACUAUUAUCCAAGUAAAAGAAGAAGUGAUUGAAAUGGCGAGUAAUAAUGGUCCAUUUCAAUCACCUUACGAGCAAUUAAUUCAACACGAAGCUGUUCCACCACCUGCUGUUGUUCCACCGAAAAAACCUAAAGAACAAAAAUGCCGUUGGGAUCGUUGCACACAUACAGGCGAUAUUAAUGGAUCUUUGUUUGAACAUCUUCUUGAACAUGUUAAUGCUCAAAAGAGUAGCAAAAAAGAACAAAUGUGUCUAUGGGUUGGAUGUCGAGUAUAUAAAGUGGCGUCCAGAAGUGUAAAUUAUUUAGAAAAACAUAUUCAUAAACAUACGAAUGAAAAACCAUUUCGCUGUGUGUUUGACACUUGUGCAGAACAAUUUACAACGCAAUUUGCACUUGAACGACAUGUCCAAACACAUUUACGCCAACAAGAUGCUUCAAUGCUCUUUGAUACUAGUGGCGAAACAUCCAUGAUUGGAACAGCAGAUUUCGAUGUUUUAAAUGGCGAUGAAAGUCAUCGAUCUUUUUUACGUGGUGGAAUUGUGAAUGGUACAUAUCAAAAUAUGCUUCUUCAGCAAGUUCAGCAUCAAUCAAACGAGAAAAAAGUCAAUCGAAAACGUCGAGCAAAAAUCAAUGGAGUACCUGUUGCUUAUGCUGCAAAUCGAGAUUGUUUUACAGAGAGCGAAAUUUUUCAUUUGACACGUCUCUUCGACAUGUGUCCCUAUUUUUCCACCGAUAAAUCUGGUACAGUCGUUGUUUUACAACCAAAAAUUACUAUGAAACGACUUAUUGGUGAUCGAACUGAACAAUACGUUGAAUGGACACCUGAAGAUAUUUAUCCAGGAGAAUGGAUCAACGGUUCAGACGCGAAAUUAAAAGCCAAGCAUGUACCUAUUAGUGAAUUGACUGCUUUUCAACUCAAUCGUCUUUUACCGCCCAUAUAUGCUUACCGUCCACGCAUUCGGGGACAACGGAAACGUUCCGUAAUCUCAACACUGCAAAGCAAAUAA
Molecule: messenger RNA, 1071 nt
Organism: Rotaria socialis
Lineage: Eukaryota; Metazoa; Rotifera; Eurotatoria; Philodinida; Philodinidae
Source: the annotation of a GenBank genome assembly